CCAGCCAUUGCCUGCUUUGCUGCCACACGAACAGAGCCGGUCUGGACAAACCAGACGCCCCCGACCAGGACGAACCCUAGGAUUGGCCCUCCUCUGCCCGCCGCCGCCCGAGGAAUCUCCGGCCACCGGAAUCCCUUCUCUCCUCCGUCCGGCGGAUCGGCUCCACCGUCCUUCCCAAAUCCUUGCCUCCGAGCUUCCCCUUUCUCCUCCGCGCCUUACGUCGCCCCCGACAACCGAGGUCACUGAUGCCGUCGUCCUCGCCUACAACGCCGCCGCCCGAACCUCCUCUCUUCCCACGCCGCCCACCGCCUUGAGCCCCUGAUCACUUCAGACGCCGCUGGCCCGCCUGCUUCACCUCCGAAUCCAAGGUAGCGCCAUCACCAUCAUUUCUUAGUUAUGCUGCUGAUCUAGCUGGUUUCCCUGGAGUGAAGUUUAGAAGUUUUUGCGCUGACCACUAGUUCUUAAGGACAUGUAUAAGAUCAAAUAUAUAUACUUGGUUUUGAACUUCGAAAGGAAGCUCAAAUUUUUGUUUCUAGAUGCCACUGUAAAUUGUUUUUGUUCCCAGAUGCCAUUGUAAACUGUUUGAUGAUGAUUUUCGUUGCUAGAUGUCAAUGUUGUUGCUUGAUGCUACAUUGCCACUGUUUGUUAGAUGUGGAAACUGAUUUAGACAUCUAGUAUUUUUUGUUUAUAUGUAAUAUUACAGGAAGUCAAGAUGAGUAAACGAAACAAGACACUGAAUUCUUUUUUUCAAGUUAUGCUGCUGAUCUAUGGAGUAAAUGGGUAUCUCGGAAAACAAGGGGAGGUGAUUGAGAGAUUCAUGGCAGUUGAGCAUGUUCCUGAUUGAGGAACAAAAUGAGUGAUGAUUGGAUGAAUCAUAGAAUGGUAUGUUACAUUGAGCGAGAUGCAUGUGUUAGUAUUGAAGAAUGAAAGGUCAUCAAGCGAUUUCAAGGUUAUCGCACACGCAAAGGCCUUUUGCCUCGUCCGACGUAAGUUUUCACUUUUGCAUUUGUUAUUAACUAGUUUUACCUGCUAUAUUAUGCAUUGAUUUGCAUUUCAAAAUAUAUGAUUGAAGGUUUAGCUUCUUCUACUAUUGAAGAUGUAGUCAUGGGAGGCUCAGGUCAACCAAUCCUUUGAUUUGGUAUCAAUCGUUUGUAUCAUCUAUGUAUGCUAUAUAUUGUCUUUUGAUUUGUCUCGCUUUAUUAGUUGACCCAUCAUGGAACAAAUGUUGCCAUUGAAUAUUAUGUAUGGUUUUUUAUUAGUUAUGCAACAUAGAUUGACUUUUGUAUGACUUGAAACUGAAUUUUUUUGGGGUCGUUUUUAGCCCUUAGUUUCUCGCCUGGGGCGUCAGCGAAUCCUGGGUCCGCCAUUGCGCAAUGCUCACACCGGAGCGCCGCUACAAGAUCUGGCAUGAGAUCCGGGCAAGACAAGUCGCGUGCGCCGCCCGCAUCACUGUCGGGCUGCCUCCGGACUCGCCGGAGCCGGACGAGGAGGAGCAGCCGGGGAAGAGGAGGAGUAGCUGGCUUCGAUGGAGGUGGAGGAGGCGGAGCAGCUAGAGCAACAGUUGCUAGGCUUCAACAUGGAGCAGGUGGCGGCGGAGUUCGCCGUCACCCAGUCCGACGAGAUGGUGGAGCAGCAGGCCAUCCUGAAGUCCAUCCAGGAUGAGGCCUAUGUGAAGGCCAACCCGGCGUUCCUCCAGCAGAAGCAGGCGGCGUCCGACGCACUCUUCGCCGAAGCCGGCGCGGAGAUAGCGAAGGAGGAGGCCGGAGCCAAGCAGCCGGAGGAGCCAGAGCUGCAACUGCCGCCAAUGCUGCCGGAGUCGGGCACGGAGAUUGUCGAUAUCUCCGACGAUGAGUAGCUAGGUGAUCGACGUAGUAUGUAGGUUUAUUUCGUUUGCAUGUCUUUGUAUGGAUUUAAAAAUCUAGAAUGAGAUGUUCUGCAACUAGUCAAAUUUGAGGCAUGCCCGAUCACUGUCCGCAGACGCGCCCUCCGCGUGCGUUUGAGGGGCCAUAUUUGACAUAUCCGACUAUAGAUGCUCUAACCUACUACACCACCCAGACCUAUCCGUCAAGCAAUUGCCGGUUUUGUAUUUAUUCAGAAGUAGGCUUAGUUUGGCAGAGGUGCAACGGAAGAAAAACAUAUCACAUGCCCGUAAC
Molecule: messenger RNA, 2153 nt
Organism: Triticum aestivum (bread wheat)
Lineage: Eukaryota; Viridiplantae; Streptophyta; Magnoliopsida; Poales; Poaceae
Exons: 2
Coding region: 1526-1855 (109 amino acids)
Source: RefSeq, a predicted model, not a curated record